This is a messenger RNA of Xiphophorus hellerii (green swordtail), 4979 nucleotides long. It is a transcript of the gene stk39, whose product is annotated as serine threonine kinase 39. Gene Ontology annotation, biological process: negative regulation of potassium ion transmembrane transporter activity; positive regulation of T cell chemotaxis; peptidyl-threonine phosphorylation. NCBI's taxonomy places the organism in Eukaryota, Metazoa, Chordata, Actinopteri, Cyprinodontiformes, Poeciliidae. Gene Ontology annotation, molecular function: ATP binding; protein serine/threonine kinase activity. Gene Ontology annotation, cellular component: cytoplasm; cytosol. The transcript is spliced from 18 exons. Bases 2101 to 3615 code for a protein of 504 amino acids. The record is from RefSeq and is a predicted model, not a curated record.
CAAUCAUGUUAUAACAGACUGAUAUUUUCUGCUCAGUUAAAGUUUGUACUUUUUGUAAUUUCUUAAAAGUCACAAUAAUGUGAUAAUGCAUAUUUUGGUAUUGAUCCAAUACUAAGUAAAUACAAGGCAAGUAUCACUGAUACUGAUACCAAUACCAAUCCCUAUACCUAUACCUAUUAUUUAAGUAUGAUAUAUCACCAAACUGAAAAUACUAAUUUUGUGGAGUUAUGUGCUGAGGAGUAUCUCUGAUUGAUAACAUUAUUGGCACAAAAUAUUGGCAUAUUGGCACAUAAUAAUCUGUGCCCAUUGAUUGAUUGCAUUGAUGGGUUAAGAAAACAAGCAGAAGAAGAUCUAAUUAAAUUCUUUAUUUGCAAGGCCGUGGUUAUGGAUAAACGUGUAAGUGCUUUUUUUAUUUUUUCAUAUUUUUAUAUUUUGCUACAGGUUUCAGCUGGCAAUUAGUAAAUUGUGAUGUCCCUUUUUUAACAUAGUUAAAAACUUGUUUGAAAACAUUGUAUUUGGAUUGAAGAAUCAAUUCCUUAAAAGAGUUUUAUUGUCAAAAGAAUAGUAAUAUAAAUUUUUAAUACUAGAUUUUGUACAAGAAAAUGCAACUGCAAAUAAAGGAAAGAUGAGGAGGGAAAAAAACUAGUGCUUUUUAUACUUUGUAUUAAAAUUGACAAAAUUUUACCCUUUUGUACUUGAGGCUAAUAUGAUGUAUCAGAGAGUUGUCCAUUGCAGAAUGUAAAAAUGAUCUGUCAAGUCUCUGGGACGAUCGCGCCAUCUUCUGGCCAACAUUAGAAUCAGGGAUGGGAAUUUCGGCACGGUGCCAGGAUCCGCACCAUUUAUCUCCAUUCACUGACCAAGUCUGUUCUAAAUAAAUAAAAAGAAGUCUUGAAUAAUAUAAAGCAUAAAAUAAUCAUGAACAAUUAAAACUGUAGGCACUUGUCACACAAACAGUCUAAAACGUUUUGUCGUUGAUUUUUUCUUCCUACGCCUUGUUGCAUUCUUUCUGUUCUAAUCAAAUUAAAAGUUUGACAAAACUUUCAACUUAGCACUCAGGCAUUUAGGUAAAUGUUUUUAAAAACUAAUUGUAACAUCAACAUUUAACUGAAAUAAAAGUGAACACAAAAACACAGCAAACCAGCAACUUCUAUUUACAGUAUAUAGAGUAUAAAAUUUGAACAUCAUAUUGAUGACUCUAUAACUCUUAUUUACUCUUCUAUCAUACGUUUUAUUUGUUUUUAAUGAUGAUGUCAAAACUCUCAUUUUGAAAGUCCAAAUUUUAAAUCUCAUAAUUAUAAUUUUGAAUCGCUUGGAUUGAUUUUAAAUAUCACAAUUAUGACUUUAAAAACCAAUAACGGAAAUUUCAAAAAUUAGAAUUAUGACUUUGUAUCUCAUAUCUCACCUCGAAAGUCAAAACUGGACUUUAUAUUUUACAAUUAUGUAUUUGAAUGCCACAAUUAUGAUUUUAGCUAAUCAUUAUGACCUUAACUGCGACAUUUCUGUCUCUCAAAUCAUAGAACAGACAAUCAUUGUCAAAUAAAAAAUAAUUAAUAAAAAAGCUGGUGUCUGAUCUCUUCGUUCAGUCCGCUAAAUGAACCGGCACACUGAGUCGGAUCAGUCGCACCGGACGCAUUUCCACCCAAUGUGACUAUAUUAACUCGUCACACAUACGUGUCAGUGUCACUAAUUCUGAAAGCUGCCAAGCCACUUUAUGUGAUAAUUAUAAAAUCUAAUUAGGGAUAAUUUGUUUUUAAUAUAUUACUUAAUAACAAUUGAGUUCGUAUGUAUCAAAUCUUAACUCGUCCAAACAGAUCAUGGUUUCGAAUAUUGUCUUCCUCUCUAGUGGCACAUCGUGUUGUGAACUGACAGUGCGCGCGCGUGCUUGUGCGGUUUGUGCCAGUGAGAGCGCGCGCGUGUCCCUCUGUGUGUGUGUGUUCCGUUAUUUUCCGGGUUGUGCUCAGUCAGUCAGGCAGGGUCUGUGGCGGUUGUAGCGCGACAGCUGCCAGCUGACACUUCCACCGAGGAGAAGCUGAGGUCAAACUUGGCUGUCUCUGUUUCUCUGUCUGUGACCGAGGCUGCAUCAUCACCACCAUCAUCAUCAUGGCGGAUCAAGGCGAAUCUCCGGUUCCCGUCCACCAUCCACAACCUACCAUCGGCUGGCCAAUUACCAGGGAGUCCUACGAGCUGCAGGAAGUCAUAGGCAGCGGGGCCACAGCUGUGGUGCAGGCAGCCCUCUGUACCCCCAGACAGGAACGCGUGGCCAUAAAGAGGAUCAACCUGGAAAAAUGCCAGACCAGCAUGGAUGAGCUGUUGAAAGAAAUUCAAGCCAUGAGUCAGUGCAACCACCCAAACAUCGUCACCUACUACACUUCCUUUGUUGUGAAGGAUGAACUGUGGUUGGUGAUGAAGCUCCUGAGUGGAGGCUCCAUGCUGGAUAUAAUUAAACAUGCGAGCAAAGAAGAAGAUAAAAAUCUUCGAGCGUUAGAUGAGCCAAUUAUUGCCACAAUAUUAAAAGAAGUUCUAGAGGGCCUGGACUAUCUCCACAGAAACGGACAGAUUCACAGGGAUGUGAAAGCUGGGAACAUCCUACUGGGAGAAGAUGGAUCUGUUCUGAUUGCAGAUUUUGGUGUAAGCGCAUUUUUAGCUGCGGGGGGCGACAUGACGAGGCACAAAGUUCGAAAGACUUUUGUUGGGACGCCGUGCUGGAUGGCUCCAGAGGUGAUGGAACAAGUUCGAGGCUAUGAUUUCAAAGCAGAUAUAUGGAGUUUUGGAAUUACAGCGAUAGAGUUAGCAAGAGGUUCUGCACCUUAUCACCGAUACCCUCCAAUGAAGGUUUUAAUGCUUACCCUACAGAAUGAUCCGCCCACUCUGGAGACAGGUGUUGAGGACAAGGAAAUGCUCAAAAAAUAUGGAAAAUCAUUUCGAAAGCUUAUAACUACGUGCCUUCAGAAAGACCCUGCAAAAAGGCCUACAGCAUCUGAGCUUUUGAAGUGUAAAUUCAUCCAAAAGGCAAAGAACAGAGAAUAUCUUGUUGAAAGGCUUUUGAGUCGUGCACCAAAGAUAUCUCAAAGAGCAAAGAAGGUGAGGAGAGUCCCAGGCUCCAGUGGCCACCUGCACAAGACAGUAGACGGGGACUGGGAGUGGAGCGACGACGAACUGGAUGAGGGCAGUGAGGAGGGUAAAGCAGCGGUGAAUCAGGGCAGGUCACGAAGGGUCAAAUAUGAGGCCAAAGACAAUGAGGAAGAUGCCAACAAUGUCCCUAUUGAAGGCUUGUCUGUGCAGCAUCCCCAGGUGGAACCAUAUGAGAAUACACCAUUCAUUCAAAGUGCUGUGAACAUGGUACUGCGGCUACGGAACUCCAAAAAGGAGCUAAAUGACAUUCGGUUUGAGUUCACCCCUGGGCGAGACACUGCUGAUGGCGUCUCCCAGGAGCUUUAUUCAGCUGGUCUGGUCAAUGGGCUCGAUGUCUUAAUUGUUGCUGCUAACCUUCAAAAGAUUGUAGAUGACCCAAUUACCUAUAAAGUGUUGACCUUUAAGCUGGCUUCAGGAUGUGAUGACACAGAGAUCCCAGAUGAGGUGAAGUUGAUCGGCUUUGCUCAGUUAAGUGUUAGCUGAUGUUCUCUUCAUCUUUGAAGCAGAUGAGGCAGGGAAGACAGUUCAGGGCAGACAGACUGAGGAACACACCCCAACCACCACCACUUUCUGCUAUAUCUUUCUCAACUCCCUCCCAGAAAAGCCCUUCUCCGUCUUCCGUCCUUAACUCUUUUUGACAUUCCCAAAGCUCUGUCGUCGCUUUACCACCGCCUCUGUAGCGUCGACUUCCCUGCUCGCUGUCCGUCGACAUUCCAGCACCCAGCGCACAGUACAGUACCAGGAUACAGCCCAGGAACCAAAAGAUGUACUCAGGUGGUGAAAGAAGGUGAUAAAUAUGUAGCUUUGAAUGUUUUAUUUAUUUUCUCACCUCCUUUCUUUAAUUUACACUGCAUUACAGUUAUUUACAGCAAAAAUCAAAUUAUUUAUUGAAAUAAGAAGAUAUUUUAAAUUUUAUUUUUCUGUCACAUUGUUUUGUUCCCACUGUGAAAAUAGAUGUCCUCCCACACUUAAUGAUUUAUGAAAACUCCUUGGGGUUCGUGUCAGAAUGUAAGAAUUAUGUAAACAUGUAGAUAUAAGCACAUUUUUAUAAUAACAUGGUGAAUGUUUUAAAAUAAAACGCCCUGAAUGAAUUGUUUUAUGUGUUCAGACCUGUUUAACUAAAAAUGGAAGCGUUUGGUUGAGUGCGCCAAAAUAAAUGAGACCUGGAUGUUACUGUGUACACUUUGCUGCUCUCAACUGUGUUAACGCUUCAGAAAAUGCUUGAGGUGCCUUGUUCAUUUUUCCGUGCCUAAGAAAGUUGUCGGUGAGUGAGACGACACUGAGAGCAGAACUUGCUGAUUGUCACUUCAUUAACGCAUUCCCUGCAAUGAAUCAGUUCACAUGUGCAGUCUUAGCCCAAAGAGGGAAAAUGAAAUGCACUUUUGAGUUAGGAUGCACAGCCAACAAACUGACUCUUAAUUUAUGUGCUUUCAGACAAAUAAAACCCGGUGGAACCUGCAGUUGUAUACUCUUGCUCCAAUUGGUGUCUAUCAGAUGCCACAAUUCAACACUGGGUUUUAUGUUUUUGUUUUGUUUGAAUAAGUAAAGUAGCUACCUAAUUGUACUGUAUGACAUCAAAAAAUGGAAAAAACAGCGUCUAAAGAGCCAUUUGUUUGUCCAAACAAAUCCAGUAGCACUAAAUCAUUUUAGGUAUAAAAGUGUUAAAUAAUAACUCCUCAAAAAGCUUUUACUUUUUGAAGUAAAUUAUUGUUUUUUUUAUGUACACUGUGCAUCAUUUCAGCAUAUUAUCCAUUUCCCUUCUCUGUAAUCAGCUAAUGAUGAUUACAGAUGUCAAAUGUCAAAUUUCUGAUGAGAAGCAACAAAUAAAGAAUAUUUAAGAAACAUGU